CGAUUUAUAAGCCCAGCUUCAAGUCAAACGAGUUUCAGUUGUUCGCAGAGCGCGUCGCCGAGCAGAUCAUAUUUUAGCUAGGCGUGAAAAAUGUUGCUGCUUGCCGUGAUAAUUGCCAGCAUUCUGGCCGUGCAUAGCUCCGCGGUGAAUGAUGCAUUCAAUUGGCAUCAAGUGGUGCCGGAUGUGAUCUCGGAACCACCGACCGAUUUGCUAAGGGUCAGCUACGAUAAUCGUCUGUUGGUUAAGGAUGGGGACAUUGUUACACCCACACAGGUUAAGAAUAAGCCCGUGGUGGAAUGGAAAGCCGAACCGGAUGCAUACUACACGCUGAUGAUGGUCGAUCCGGAUGCGCCCAGCCGUGCUGAACCCAAGCUGCGCGAAUUCAAGCACUGGCUGGUUAUCAAUAUACCCGGCAACGAUGUGGCCAAGGGCGAUGCGCUUGCCGAUUAUGUGGGCUCGGGUCCGCCCAAGGAUACGGGACUGCAUCGUUAUGUAUUUCUGCUCUACAGGCAGCCGAAAAUGCUGGAGAUCAGUGGAUCGCGCGUUAGCAAUACAUCGCGUCGCAGCAGGACCAAAUUCCAUGCAGCCAAAUUUGCGGAGCACCAUCGUCUGGGCGAACCCGUGGCCGGGACCUUCUAUCGGGCGGAAUACGACGAAUAUGUGCCCAUUGUGCACAAACAGCUGAAGAACAAUUGAAUGCCUUGACAGCAAUGUUUGUUUAAUAUGAAUUGAAUUCGCAUUUUAUAGAGAAUUCCAUUUGGUUUUAUUGAUUGUUGUUGAAUGUUAAUUAUGAGUUUUUGUUGCCGUCUAUUUGCCCGCUGCGGUGGCAAGUGGAUUGCGCAGCACCAAUAUAACAGAAUCACCGCGCAGAAA
This is a messenger RNA of Drosophila montana, 873 nucleotides long. RefSeq names its product protein D2. Lineage: Eukaryota; Metazoa; Arthropoda; Insecta; Diptera; Drosophilidae. The transcript has 3 exons. The record is from RefSeq and is a predicted model, not a curated record. Bases 91 to 696 code for a protein of 201 amino acids.